GAGAUAUGAAGGAAGUCAGCAGCAAGACAUGUUGGAAAAUGGUGAAUCUGAUGACAAUGAAGGGGAACUCUUGCUUGAGGUCAACAACACUGAGGCUGAAACAGCAGCAGACUACUCAGGCAAGAGCCAGCAGGUGAAAAAAGGAUACAAGCCAAGGGGGAAGAGAUAUGAAGGAAGUCAGCAGCAAGACAUGUUGGGAAAGUCUGGAUUGGAGAGCAAUCAGAAGGACUUCAACCGUGAUGUCCACAACUUGACAACUGAAACAGCAGCAGACUACUCAGACAAGAGCCAGCAGGUUUGUGACUGUGGAUGGUCCAAAUGGACCACUGACCGAGGCCUGAGGACUCACCAGGUGAAAAAAGGAUGCAAGCCAAGGGGGAAGAGAUAUGAAGGAAGUCAGCAGCAAGACAUGUUGGGAAAGUCUGGAUUGGAGAGCAAUCAGAAGGACUUCAACCGUGAUGUCCACAACUUGACAACUGAAACAGCAGCAGACUACUCAGACAAGAGCCAGCAGGUUUGUGACUGUGGAUGGUCCAAAUGGACCACUGACCGAGGCCUGAGGACUCACCAGGUGAAAAAAGGAUGCAAGCCAAGGGGGAAGAGAUAUGAAGGAAGUCAGCAGCAAGACAUGUUGGGAAAGUCUGGAUUGGAGAGCAAUCAGAAGGACUUCAACCGUGAUGUCCACAACUUGACCAUGGCUGAAACAGCAGCAGACUACUCAGGCAAGAGCCAGCAGGUUUGUGACUGUGGAUGGUCCAAAUGGACCACUGACCGAGGCCUGAGGACUCACCAGGUGAAAAAAGGAUGCAAGCCAAGGGGAAAGUCUGGAUUGAAGACCAAUAAGAAGGACGACAGGCUUGAUGUCCACAACUUGGCAACUGACGAGCAAGUUUGUUUCUGUGGAUGGUCCAAGUGGACCACUUACCAUGGCCUGAGGACUCACCAGGGGUUGAAAGGAUGCACGCCGAAGGGACUGAAGAUUCCACAGAGCGAUCAGCACUUCUGGAAGACUCAGUGGAAAGCGAUGCACCCUCAGAGAAUGACUUUCAGGAAGGAGCUCUAGGGGACGUGAAGGUGAUAUCCAACCACCAGCUGAUGGAAAGAAAAUGUGUUACCAAGCCGACAACAGGGAUUCUUUUACAGCCUCUUGGGGUUACGGGACAUUUUCAACAAUAACCAAAACAAAUGUUGGUGUAUGAAGUGGUGGACAUAAGGGAAAACUUAAUAGUUCCCAAAAAGAGUCCCAUAGAAAUGAUCUCUGUUGGAGUUGGA
This is a messenger RNA of Labrus bergylta (ballan wrasse), 1272 nucleotides long. The record is from RefSeq and is a predicted model, not a curated record. Lineage: Eukaryota; Metazoa; Chordata; Actinopteri; Labriformes; Labridae.